Anolis carolinensis (green anole) is the source of this 4621-nucleotide messenger RNA. Its product is annotated as calcium-activated chloride channel regulator 1. The transcript has 14 exons. NCBI's taxonomy places the organism in Eukaryota, Metazoa, Chordata, Lepidosauria, Squamata, Anolidae. The record is from RefSeq and is a predicted model, not a curated record. Gene Ontology annotation, cellular component: plasma membrane. Gene Ontology annotation, biological process: chloride transport. Bases 1499 to 4372 code for a protein of 957 amino acids. Gene Ontology annotation, molecular function: intracellularly calcium-gated chloride channel activity.
CAGACCGAAAGGUCCCAGGUUCAAAUCCCGGGAACGGAGUGAGCGCCCGCUGUUGCUCCAGCUUCUGCCCUGCCAACCUAGUAGUUUGAAAACAUGCCAAUGUGAGUAGAUCAAUAGGUACCGCUCCGGCGGGAAGGUAACAUGACCUUGGAAGUGUCUACUGACAAUGCUGGCUCUUCGGCUUAGAAAUGGAGAUGAGCACCAACCCCCAGAAUCAGACAUGACUGGACUUAACGUCAGGGGAAAACUUUUACCUUUACCUUUAAUAAGACAAGUGCAUAGGUCAUAUGGCAGCAAUAAAGAUAAGAGCAAUAGUAAAGUGCGAGGACAGGUUUUUGGUCCCAUCUGGGGCUAGCUAUGAGUUGUCUACUUAGAGGCACAGUGGAACAUCCACGUUUUUAACUCUUUUCAAAAAGUGGACAUGCUAUGAAAUACAGUUGGAAAAGGUUUGAUUUGGACAUAUUUAUUUAUUUAUAACAUUUCUACCCCGCCCUUCUCACCCGAGGGGACUCAAAUGCUGAAGAGGAGUGCAUCUACAGUGCAGAAUUAAUGCAGUUUGAUACCACUUGAACUGCCCUGCAUCAAUACCAUGGAAUCAUUGAAGUUGGAGUUUCACAAUUUCUUUAAUUUCUGCUAAAGGAUGCUGAUGCCUCACCAAACUCUUGUAAUUACAUACCAUUGAGGUAUGGCAGUUCAGAUGGUAUCAAACCGUGUUAAUUAUAUAUUCUAGUUCUAUAUUGCUAGAAGUCUCAUGCGCAGAAUUAAUGCCAUUUGAUACUACUUGAACUGCCCGGGAUCAAUACUAUGGAAGCGUAGGAGUUGUAGAUUUAUUGUGGGAGUUGAAGUCCAAAACACCUGGAGGGCCAAAGUUUACCCAUGCCUGGCAUAGAUGCAUCCUAGGUAUAUAUUCCUAGAAGACAUUUUGGAGAAACUCUCAGGCUGGGAACCUGAGGCAGGACAGGGGGCCUCUCUCUCUCGCCCUUCCCGCGUGGCCCAUUGUGAAGACAGCAGGCCUAGGAGGGGCCUAGAGAGACCUGCAAGGCCUGAGGCUCCCCACACUCCUCCCAAUAGGAAGGCAAGCAGGGGCUGCAGAGGCCGCAAGGCCUACCCACGUCCCAGUCCCCCAAGGCCGGCCUCCCCUCAGCAACAUAGAGAUUGGUGGCAAACCACCGGCCAGAUUGAGGAUCUGCCUCAUGGAGACAGAAGACAAGGCCGGCCAUAAGUCUGCCUCAGGGCUGCUCCAAAGCACCCAGCAGAGGAAGCCAAGGGAGGCAGAGGCCUUAUCUUCAUUUUCCUAAGAGAUAUUCUUAAGGAAUGGUGACAGGAUUUGUGACAGGAGCAAGUGCCUGAACAUUGUUGACGGAACAAAGUCUGUCGUAAAAUACUGGUUAAAUGAAACCAAGGGUUUCUUUUUGUAUGUGUUUGUGCACACACAGCUGCCUCGGUUACUCCAUUGUGCCACCAUUUCUGCCCAAGACACAGCCUGGCACAAGCAAAGAUGGAGCAGAAAGGGUGGCCCCUUUUCAUGGCCUUGCUGCUGCUCCUUGGCGUGAAGGGGAGCCUUGUAAAGCUCCGCAAUGGUGGAUAUGAAGAUGUCGUGAUAGGAAUUGACCCUAAAAUAGCGGAAAAUGUCAAAAUCAUUAACAGCAUAAAGGAGAUGUUUAAAGAGGCUUCAUCUUUUCUCUUCCAUGCUUCACAACAGAGGUUUUAUUUCAGGACUAUAAAAAUUGUAAUACCUUCAACAUGGGCCUCCAAACCUGAAUAUGGAAGGGUAUCCAGAGAAUCUUAUGAGAAUGCUGAUAUCAUAGUGGCGGAACCUUUCGUGAAAUAUGGAAAUGAUCCUUACACUUUGCAGUAUGGAGGGUGUGGCAAAAAGGGACGCUACAUUCAUUUCACCUCCAACUUCCUGAUAGAUGAAUCUUUGGUCUACAUCUAUGGGCCACGAGGCAGAGUCUUAGUCCAUGAGUGGGCUCAUCUCAGAUGGGGUGUCUUUGAUGAAUACAGUAAUGAUGCACCUUUCUAUUCUACUGGAGCAAACAAGUCUGAAGCAACAAGAUGUGCAGCUGGUAUCACUGGCCAAUAUAGAUUUCAAACUGGUACAGCCGAAACCAGAAAUUGCAGAAUUCAACGCCAAACUGAGCUUUAUGAGCCUGGAUGCCUGUUUAUUCCUCAUAUAAAGCAAACUUCGCCGGUAUCGAUAAUGUUCAUGCAAAGUCUGCCUUCAGUUUCUCAGUUUUGUGACAAAAGUAAUCAUAAUCUUAUGGCACCAAACAUGCAGAACAAAAUGUGCAGCUACAAAAGCACAUGGGAAGUGAUUAUGAACUCUGCUGAUUUUGUCAGUUCACGCGCAUUAGGUGCUCCUCCUUCUGACCCCACAAUUAAUUUGAUGAAAAUGCAGGAGAGAUCUGUGUGUCUAGUUCUUGAUACUUCUGGAAAGAUGGGAAAGGACAAUCGCCUUGGUCGGCUGAACCAAGCUGCAAAACUGUUUCUUCUCCAGAUUAUUGAAAGUGGAUCCUGGGUUGGAAUUGUAACAUUCAAUAACGAAGCAGCCACCAAGACUUUAUUGCAAAAGAUUGUCAAUGACGGAGUGCGCCAAACUCUUACAAGCUAUCUUCCUACCACAGCCGCUGGAGAAAGUAAAAUAUGUGAUGGAGUGCUUGCAGGAUUUCAGGUAUUUCUGAAUAAAUAUCCAAGUUCAGAAGGCUGUGAAAUUGUGCUUUUGACACAUGGUGAAGAUCCGGCCAUACGUUCUUGUUUUCCUCAGAUUCAGAACAGUGGGUCUAUAAUUCAUACCAUUGCUUUUGGUUCAGGGACUUCAAAUGAACUAGAAAAGUUGGCAGACAUGACAGGAGGUUUGGCAUUUUAUGCCACAGAUAGUUUGGAUUCCAAUGGCCUCAUGGAUGCUUUCAGUGGGAUUUCAUCUGGAGGUGGAGAUAUCAGUCAACAAUCUAUACAGCUUGAAAGUAAGGCACAAAGCAUUGGUGGUAUGAAAUUGAUGAGUGGUAUUGUUACUGUUGAUAAAACUGUGGGAAAAGACACUUUCUUUCUGAUUAUAUGGAGUGUAAGCACAAAUCCACCAGAAAUUUCCCUAACAGAUCCCAAAGGAAAGAAGUACACAAAAAAAGAUUUUGUAAUUGAGAAUUCCAACAUCCGAACAGCUAGGCUGAAGAUUCCUGGAACUGCAAUGACAGGAAGCUGGGUUUAUUCAAUUCAGAAUAUUCACUCAGCAGCUCAAGUCAUUUCCAUAACGGUCACCACUCGAGCCGCAUCUGUCACUGUUCCUCCAGUGACUGUGAAGUCCUACAUGAGUAACAGUAGCAUCAGUUUUCCUAAUCCAAUGAUCAUUUAUGCAGAAGUCAGCCAAGGAUUUUUGCCAGUUAUUGGAGCCAAAGUCAUGGCCACAGUUGAAUCCACAUCUAAUAAACCUGUAGAGCUAAAGCUACUUGAUGAUGGUGCAGGUGCUGAUAUAAUAAAGUAUGAUGGGAUCUAUUCAAGGUAUUUUACAUCAUUCAAAAAUAAUGGCAGAUACAGCAUCAAAGUGAGUGUCCAUGGAGAAGACAAGGUUGUUAGAAGGACCCAUAGGCAAAGUCAAGCUAUAUAUUUGCCGGGUUUUAUAGGAGAUGAUGGUACAAUACAUUUGAACCCACCAAGACCUGUAAUUAAUGUUACAGAUACCAGUUUUGGCUUAGGAAAUUUUGACAGAAUAUCAUCAGCAGGUAGUUUUAUGGUAACAGGUGUUCCUGGUGGAGGUGGAGGAGAUGGUGGUGGUGGUGGUGGUGGUGGAGGAGGAGGAGAUACAUACAAAGAUGUCUUCCCACCAAAUAAAAUAACCGAUCUUGAAGUAAUAUUCAAUGAGAAUGAUGAAUUCAUUUUGACUUGGACAGCCCCUGGGGAUGAUUAUGAUUUUGGACAAGCUGACAGAUAUGAAAUAAAAAUGAGUGAACAUCCAUUAGAUUUAACGGAAGCUAACUUUCCUAUUGCCACCUCUUUGAACACUUCUGAUUUGAUACCUGAAAAUGCUGGAACCAAACAGUCAUUUCGAUAUAAACCAGGAAAACUCUCAAAAGAAAAUGGCACCUCUUUCUACUUUGCCAUUCGUGCCAUCGAUGGCAGCAACAAUGUUGCAGAAGUAUCCAAUAUUGCAAGGGCCACUCUGUUUCUUGAUGCACCACCUACUACUCCUACUACCCCAACUAUUGUUACUCCCCGUGGUCUAUCCAAAUACAUUACCAUAAUUUUGAGCAUAGUAUGCACCAUUGUCAUUCUUUCUGCCAUUGCUGGCACAACAUUAUAUAUUUUAAAUAAGCGUAAAAAAAGGCAUCCUGCAAGCACUCACACUAUAACUAGCGUGGAACAAAUGAAUGUUCUGUGAAUAUCUACAUGUUUCCAUUCCAUUGGUGAGUUUCCAUAAAUUGUGUACAAAACAUCAACAGCUUAAAGCUGGUCUGCUUUUUAAAUGCAUAAUCUCAUGAAUGGCUGUAUUUAUCAUUAAAUGCACAAUGUGAAGGCACUGCCUAGAAAUCAAAUCUCAGAGGAGAGUGAUGGCAUAUGUUUAAAGAAUUGUUGCAGGAACGAAAUUUCUUCAGAGUUACAAUAAUAAACUGCUAAUUGAAUUUGUGAA